AUGUUGUCAGCUCUGAUUUUUGCAAUGCUAUGUAUUAUUCCUUCAUCGGCCAUCAUAAACUGUCGUAUCGCGUGUGUCCGGUGUACAAAGAGCAACGAUCAUCCUGAAAUACUAGAAGUGUACUGCGCCAUGUGCGACGAAUGCAAGGAACGGAGACGAGAGUGGCUCCGGAAUGCCGAUCGGAAUCUACAGGCGGAAAAUGAGAAACAUUUGAGCAACAAAGAACAGUAUUUGGAUGAGGAUUGUAUACCACAAGUGUCUGAAGAACCAUGUGAUCCUAGUCCUAAACCUUUGCAUCAAGUUAUCACCACGUCUACUGAAAAGACCACAACAUCAACGACUACUACUCGACGACCUUGCACUCCAAAACCCCAUUGCAAACCUAAGCCAGCCUGUGUAAGCAUGCCCUGUAUCCCAGCUUUUCCUAUGUCACUUUGCAACAUGUGCCCCAUGGAGUCCUCAAACACAAAACUCUUAUCUCAAUCUGUCCUCCCAUCACAAGUAUCGAAAACAGACGAUGUAAAAUCUACACCAGAAUCCUUAUAUUUUUACGUCGGAGUACCAAAGAACAUGUUAAAAGAUUUGGAUUUACUGCGUUCUAAGUCA
Molecule: messenger RNA, 606 nt
Organism: Brenthis ino (lesser marbled fritillary)
Lineage: Eukaryota; Metazoa; Arthropoda; Insecta; Lepidoptera; Nymphalidae
Source: the annotation of a GenBank genome assembly